AUGUCCAGCAAGAAAAAAUCCUUCAGUGAGCAGUUCACACUCUGCAGUGCACUUCUAGAUGCGACCCAACAGGGAGAGUCUGAGGCUGCAGAGCUAAAGGAGAAACAGCAUAUCCUAAACUCAGUUCAGGAUACACUAUCCAAGAUAGUAAAGAGCUAUGACACUGUUUCCAGUAACAUUAAACUGAAGGAGCAACACAUCAGUGGCAUCAUUAAUGAGAUUGAACAGGUACACAGGCAAAAUGAGAGACAGCAGACAGAAAUACAGGUGAUCCAAACGGAAACUAUGAAACUCAGCUACAGCAUAGAGGAGCAAUUAGAGAGCUCGCAUUUCUUGCUGGCUCAGUACAACACUUACCAUAAUAAAAUGGAGAGCUACAAAAUGUCUGUCUCUGCACUGGAGAACCAAGCAACUAUUCAUAAGGAGUUGAUGGAAAAAAUGGAAGAGGUGAAGAGGCUCAAGGAGCACAGAGAGGAACUGAAGGUGGACUUACAGAAUCCAGAGGGAAAUGCUAUACAACAAGCUCAGAAAGAAAUUGAUAACGUUAAGAUCCAGAUACAUAACACAAAAGAGCUUAUCAGAGGAAAAGGGAUACUACUGGAGAAAGAGAAAAAGAACCAUUCACAACUGAGAAAGGAUAUAGCAAUUCACAACAGGAGAUGCGAGGCCAUUGCAAAAUGGCUUUGCUGCCAGCUGAAAAAGGCUCAGUCCAGUCACGAAGAGCUGAGGAGUGACAUCUUUCAUACAGAGAAAGAGGUGGAACAUCUCAAGAAGCAAUUAAGUACCUCAUAA
This is a messenger RNA of Neoarius graeffei (lesser salmon catfish), 792 nucleotides long. RefSeq names its product coiled-coil domain-containing protein 122-like. Bases 1 to 792 code for a protein of 263 amino acids. The record is from RefSeq and is a predicted model, not a curated record. The transcript has 5 exons. Lineage: Eukaryota; Metazoa; Chordata; Actinopteri; Siluriformes; Ariidae.